AUGCUGGAAGUCUUCAACCGGAAAACCAAGCAUCUCCAGAAAGACCGCGCAGCCCGGAAUGUCGAGGAAAGCCGAAAAGUCGACUACUUGAAAGAUGAAGUGGCAAUGCGGUUAUGCGAGCGAUUACUGGACAUCAAGCGCAAUUUCCCACACGUUCUCGACCUAGGCGCGAACAGCUGCAACAUCGCCAAAGCUCUCACAACCCCCAACCUCGACAUAACCACGCCGGAAGGAACGGUUUCCCCGCCACUAGCAGACAAGAUCUCGAAACUGACCUGCGUGGAGACAUCGCGGGCCCUGCUACACCGCGACGAGGAUCUACCAUUCAACAAGGAGAUCGAAAUCCAGCGGGAUAUAAUCCCGGACCUUGAGACGCUGCCGUACGAGCCGAAUAGCUUCGACGCCGUGCUGUCAUCGCUGUCCAUUCAUUGGAUUAAUGACCUGCCUGCGCUGCUGGAGCAGGUGAACACGAUACUGAAGCCCGAUGCGCCGUUCAUCGCUGCUAUGUUUGGUGGUGAUACGUUGUACGAGCUGCGCGGAUCGUUGCAGUUGGCUGAUAUGGAGCGACGCGGUGGUGUCAGUCCGCAUGUGUCGCCGCUGGCUGAUGUCAAGGAUGUUGGGAGUUUGUUGAACCGGGCUGGGUUUAAGAUGCUUACUGUUGAUGUUGAGGAUAUUGUUGUUGAGUUCCCUGAUACCUUUGCUCUGAUGCAGGACUUGCAGGCCAUGGGUGAGAGUAAUGCGAUUAUGAAUCGGGACUCGGCACCGCUGUCGCGGGAUGUUUUGUUGGCUAACGAGGCUAUCUAUCGCUCUUUGCAUAAGGAAGACGAUGCGCCUGGUAUCCCGGCUACGUUCCGACUGAUCUAUAUGAUCGGAUGGAAGGAGGGUAAGAACCAGGCGCAGCCAUUGCAGCGCGGCAGUGGUGAUGUUAACCUCAAGGAUAUCCUGGGUGGUGGGGAGUUCGACAGGCCAUGA
Molecule: messenger RNA, 972 nt
Organism: Penicillium arizonense
Lineage: Eukaryota; Fungi; Ascomycota; Eurotiomycetes; Eurotiales; Aspergillaceae
Exons: 2
Coding region: 1-972 (323 amino acids)
Biological process (GO): mitochondrial respiratory chain complex I assembly
Cellular component (GO): mitochondrion
Molecular function (GO): S-adenosylmethionine-dependent methyltransferase activity
Source: RefSeq, a predicted model, not a curated record